GAUAAAAGAUAAGAUCACAUGUAAGGUUUUGUUGCUACUACAUAGUUUACACUCACUUCCCACCUUUAUUUAAACAACUCUCUCUCCUUCACUCGAUCAUCAUCAUCAUCAUCAUCAUCAUAAAACUCUCUCUUCUUCGAAAAACUUAGAAACAUGUCAAACUCUCUAGCUGGCUUAGCGGUUUUGGCCGCUCUUUUGAUUGCCGUUGAUGCGUUUAAGCCGUCUGGUUUAACAAACGGUCACGCUACAUUCUAUGGAGGAAGUGACGCUUCUGGCACAAUGGGUGGAGCUUGUGGUUACGGAGAUCUUUACUCUGCGGGGUACGGGACAAUGACGGCGGCGCUAAGCACGGCUCUGUUUAACGACGGAGCUUCUUGCGGAGAAUGCUAUAGGAUAACGUGUGAUUACGCGGCGGACUCACGGUGGUGCAAGAAAGGAGCUUCCGUUGUCAUUACGGCCACAAACUUUUGCCCACCAAACUUUGCUCUGCCUAACAACAACGGUGGUUGGUGCAAUCCGCCGCUCAAACAUUUCGACAUGGCUCAACCCGCUUGGGAAAAGAUCGGUAUUUACAGAGGAGGCAUUGUUCCCGUCGUUUUCCAAAGAGUGAGCUGUUACAAGAAAGGAGGAGUGAGAUUCAGAAUAAACGGCAGAGACUACUUCGAGCUAGUGAACAUUCAAAAUGUAGGAGGAGGAGGUUCGAUUAGAUCUGUAUCCAUUAAAGGAUCAAAGACAGGUUGGUUAGCCAUGUCUCGUAAUUGGGGAGCUAAUUGGCAAUCAAACGCUUACCUCGACGGACAAUCUCUGUCUUUCUCCAUUACUACCACCGAUGGUGCUACAAGAGUCUUCCUCAACGUUGUUCCUUCUUCUUGGUCCUUUGGACAGAUUUAUUCUUCCCACGUUCAGUUUUAAGUUUCUUUUUUUUUCUUUUGGUUCUGUUGUUGGCAGUGGUCGCGCUCUGAGUCUGUUUCUUUUCUCCCUGAGCGACCCGCCCCUCUUUGUUUUUUGUUUGAUGGGUCUGUUAAUACAAAAGACCCUAGUUGAUUUGAGGAUAUAUGAUUAUAUAAAAAAGUGUAUUGUAUUUUGAAUGUUUCACACUCGAAAAGAUUCUUCUGUAGUAA
Capsella rubella is the source of this 1121-nucleotide messenger RNA. Its product is annotated as expansin-A11. The coding region runs from base 154 to 912 and encodes 252 amino acids. NCBI's taxonomy places the organism in Eukaryota, Viridiplantae, Streptophyta, Magnoliopsida, Brassicales, Brassicaceae. Gene Ontology annotation, biological process: plant-type cell wall organization. The record is from RefSeq and is a predicted model, not a curated record. The transcript has 3 exons. Gene Ontology annotation, cellular component: extracellular region.